Pipistrellus kuhlii (Kuhl's pipistrelle) is the source of this 2633-nucleotide messenger RNA. RefSeq names its product ISL LIM homeobox 1 (gene ISL1). Bases 368 to 1417 code for a protein of 349 amino acids. The record is from RefSeq and is a predicted model, not a curated record. The transcript is spliced from 6 exons. Gene Ontology annotation, biological process: axonogenesis; neuron fate specification; positive regulation of transcription by RNA polymerase II. Gene Ontology annotation, cellular component: nucleus. NCBI's taxonomy places the organism in Eukaryota, Metazoa, Chordata, Mammalia, Chiroptera, Vespertilionidae. Gene Ontology annotation, molecular function: DNA-binding transcription factor activity, RNA polymerase II-specific; cis-regulatory region sequence-specific DNA binding.
GAAAUAUGAUAAUCAGAGCCGCCGCGCCGCGCGCCCCGCAGCCAAUGGGCGCGCCGCUCGCCUGACGUCCCCGCGCGCUGCGUCACCCAAUGGCGAGGGGCCGGGCCGCAGAGAAGUUUGAGUAAGAGAUAAGGAAGCCAGUGCCCGGCCGCGCCGAGUCCCGCCGCCGCCGCGCCUCCGCUCCGCCCGCUCCCGGCGCCGCCUCCGAUUCCAUCCCCGAUCCGAGCGGCGAGGGCGCGGGGCCGGGCAGCCCCCGGGCACCCCGGGCCGCGGUGCCCCCUCGCCCGCCGCGCCAGCAUCCUCCCGGGGGCUGCGCACCCGCCGUGCCACCACCAUUUCACUGUGGACACUCCUCCCUCUGUCCGCGAUGGGAGACAUGGGCGACCCACCGAAAAAAAAACGCCUGAUUUCCCUGUGCGUCGGCUGCGGCAAUCAGAUUCACGAUCAGUACAUUCUGCGGGUCUCUCCGGAUUUGGAAUGGCAUGCGGCGUGCUUGAAAUGCGCAGAGUGCAAUCAGUAUUUGGACGAGAGCUGUACGUGCUUUGUGAGAGAUGGGAAAACCUACUGUAAGAGGGAUUAUAUCAGGUUGUACGGCAUCAAGUGCGCCAAGUGCAGCAUCGGCUUCAGCAAGAACGACUUCGUGAUGCGCGCCCGCGCCAAGGUGUACCACAUCGAGUGCUUCCGCUGCGUGGCCUGCAGCCGCCAGCUCAUCCCCGGCGACGAGUUCGCGCUGCGCGAGGACGGGCUCUUCUGCCGCGCCGACCACGACGUGGUGGAGCGGGCGGGCCUGGGCGCCGGCGCCCCGCUCAGCCCGCUGCACCCCGCGCGCCCGCUGCAGAUGGCAGCCGAGCCCAUCUCUGCGCGGCAGCCGGCGCUGCGGCCCCACGUGCACAAGCAGCCGGAGAAGACGACCCGCGUGCGGACGGUGCUGAACGAGAAGCAGCUGCACACGCUGCGGACCUGCUACGCCGCCAACCCGCGGCCCGACGCGCUCAUGAAGGAGCAGCUGGUGGAGAUGACGGGCCUGAGCCCCCGCGUGAUCCGCGUCUGGUUCCAGAACAAGCGCUGCAAGGACAAGAAGCGCAGCAUCAUGAUGAAGCAGCUGCAGCAGCAGCAGCCCAACGACAAGACGAACAUCCAGGGGAUGACCGGGACCCCCAUGGUGGCCGCCAGUCCCGAGAGGCACGACGGCGGCCUGCAGGCCAACCCGGUGGAGGUGCAGAGCUACCAGCCGCCCUGGAAGGUCCUGAGUGACUUCGCCUUGCAGAGUGACAUAGACCAGCCCGCCUUCCAGCAGCUGGUCAGUUUCUCCGAGGGAGGCCCGGGCUCAAACUCCACGGGCAGUGAGGUGGCCUCCAUGUCCUCGCAGCUCCCCGACACCCCCAACAGCAUGGUGGCCAGCCCCGUCGAGGCCUGAGGACCGACCGUUCUCGCCCCUGGUGGAGCCGGUGGGAGCCCAUCCCGUUGAACUCCGAACCAGAAGUAUUUAACGCCCCCGUCCACGGAAACUGAGUCGAGGAAACGAAUGCUCCAUGAAAUGCACGAAGCCUGGUUUGAUGACAAGGUAAUAUGGUAGCAACACUGUGAAGACAAUCAUGGGAUUUUACCAGAGCGGAAACCAACCACAGAGCAACGCCCGGGCCCAACGCGCGCUGUCCAGUGUGACCUUAGGAGGACUGAGGGAAAACAAACAAACCAACAAAAAGACGUUUUUAAAACGUAGAGGAUUUAUAUUCGAGGAUCUCAAAAAAAAAAAAAGCGCUUUCAUUUCCUUGCCCUUCGGAGAGCCUCAGAGGCAGGGCCUCCCGGCCGCCCCGUCUGAAUGGUGCUGUUUCUGGGCGGCCUGGCCUGCCAAGCUGGGCCGAGCUGGAGGAGGAGCGGCUGAAAGGCCCUUUCAGAGGUGGCGCUGGCCGCGGGGUUUCCAGGUGACUUGACAAGGGGUUCAUGGAAAGCCUGGGUUUCUUAGCAUGUCCCUUUUCUUUCCCUCCAGCCCCGUCUCCCCCGCCUCCCCCUUUUUUUUUUGAGAUCCAUCCUCUCUUAUCAAGAAGUCUGAAGCGACUUUAAAGGUUUUUGAAUCCAGGUUUGAAAACCGACGUAUAAAGCAUUGCAACAAGGUUACCUCUAUUUCGCCACAAGUCUCGGGAUUGUGUUUGCCCCUCCUGUCUGUCCAGGACUCUCCCCCCAAAGAUGUGUAUAGUUAUCGGUUACAAUGACUGUUUCUCUCUCUCUCUCUCUCUCUUUUUCUCUCUCUUUCUCUCUCUCUCCCUCUCUCUCUCUCUCUCUCUCUCUCUCUCUCUCUCUCUCUCUCUCUGGAAAUAAAGAGGAAAAGGAAAAGGAAACUUUUUUUGUUUGCUCUUGCAUUGCAAAAAAAAUUAUAAAGUAAUUUAUUAUUUAUUGUCGGAAGACUUGCCACUUUUCAUGUCAUUUGACAUUUAUUUUUUGUUUGCUGAAGUAAAAACAAACAGAAGAGAAGACAAAGGUUGUGUACCGUGGUCUUUGAAUUAUAUGUCGACUCCUAUGUGUUUUGUCAUUUUAUUUUCUCUCCUUAAAUAUGUGAAAAAUCAAAGCGCCAUAUGUAGGAUUCUAUCUGCAGGACUAUUUCACUAAUAAACGUUUGGCAUAGAUAAAUAAAU